Molecule: messenger RNA, 2438 nt
Organism: Notothenia coriiceps (black rockcod)
Lineage: Eukaryota; Metazoa; Chordata; Actinopteri; Perciformes; Nototheniidae
Product: sorting nexin-2
Exons: 11
Biological process (GO): early endosome to Golgi transport
Cellular component (GO): endosome; endosome membrane
Molecular function (GO): phosphatidylinositol binding
Source: RefSeq, a predicted model, not a curated record
GAGAUGGGAUGAAUGCGUACAUGGCCUACAGAGUGUCGAUCAAGACGUCCAUAUCUCUGUUUAAGAGCCAGGAGUUCUCAGUGAAAAGGCGUUUCAGUGAUUUUCUGGGUCUGCACAGUAAACUGGCCUCCAAGUACCUGCACAUAGGCUACAUCGUCCCCCCUGCGCCAGAGAAAAGCAUUGUGGGGAUGACCAAGGUGAAGGUGGGGAAGGAGGACCAGUCGUCCAACGAGUUUGUGGAGAAGAGGAGAUCGGCACUGGAGAGGUAUCUGAUGAGAACAGUGAAGCAUCCCAUCCUGCUGAAGGAUCCCAACGUGCUGCAGUUUCUGGAGAGCUCAGAGUUGCCGCGGGCGGUCAGCACUCAGGCUCUGAGCAGCGCCGGUCUCCUGCGGAUGGUCAACAAGGCCGCAGAGGCCGUCAACAAGAUGACCAUCAAAAUGAACGAGUCAGACGCUUGGUUUGAGGAGAAGCAGCAGCAUUUUGAGAACCUGGACGUUCAGCUGAGGAAACUUCAUGCCAGUGUGGAGUCUCUGGUCUGUCACAGGAAAGAGCUCUCGGUGAACACGGCGCAGUUCGCCAAGUCGGCGGCCAUGUUGGGGAACAGCGAGGACCACACAGCUCUGUCCCGGGCUCUGUCCCAGCUGGCCGAGGUGGAGGAGAAGAUCGACCAGCUGCACCAGGACCAGGCCAACGCAGACUUCUACCUCUUCUCUGAGUUACUGGGGGACUAUGUCCGCCUCAUCAUCGCCGUCAAGGUACGACCCUUACAAAUAAAUGACUGUCUUAAUUGCCAAACUACUUUUGAGGUUAGUUUUACAAACCCUCUGUUUGUGUUCCAGCUGGAGGGGAAGGUGGAGCAGGGAGAAAGAGACUUUGAACAAAUCUCCAAAACUAUACGCAAAGAAGUCAGCAGGUUUGAGAAAGAGAGAGUGACGGACUUCAAAGCGAUUAUAAUCAAAUACCUGGAGUCACUGGUUCAGACACAACAGCAGCUGAUUAAAUACUGGGAUGCUUUCUUACCCGAGGCUAAGGCCAUCUCAUAGAGUCCGCACCAACACAACAGACAGUCCUGAAUGGCUCCGGUCAAACUACACUACCCAUAAUGCACCGGGCCUCCCAGUUCACCACCCUCCUCCUGUUUAUGUGAAGAAGAGAAGAGAAGAGAAGACAGUGAAUCAGCUCCAAGGAUCUUUUCUGCGGUUUAAAAAAAAUCAACAACAAAACUCUCUUGAAUUUAUCAUUUUUUAUUCUUCUUUUUAUUUUCCGAACUCAGUGUUGCGUUCGCGUCCAUGACCUGAGAUAUUGUUUUUCUCCUACUUGAUUCUUUCACAAUAAUACUGUUAGAUAAUUUUAAAGUUUCGCCCUUCACGUACAAUCUCCUUCUAAGGCCAAAUUCCUAAUCAACAAUUUGAGUUUCCAAUUUCAUGUAAUGCUGCAUUGAGUUUUAUUUUCUAGCCUGAAGCUUAAAAUCCUGUACGACAUGAACGCAGCAUGAGUUAUGGCCCUGGUGAUGGCUUUCUUCUCCUCACAGAUUCUAACAUGGUGUCACUUUUUACAAAGUAGAGCUCUUUUGUUCCCACCAGACGCAAAGGGGAUGGGUGAAUGUGGAGCAAUCUCUCUGUUAAAUAGUAUUUGAGUUGAUUUUGAAGGAUUGUUCUUGAAGUUCCUCAACAAAGACCGAUAUCCACACCCCAAGGUCAAGAUAUGAUUCGUUUUCUCCAUUAGUUUGGCCGUUAGAUGUAUGAAAGCACAUUACUACGGUGGCUAACAGGUGCAAAAGAGCUACAAUGGCCCAAAACAUUUCCAUUAGAAGAAACAUGUGCACCUUCAAAAACGAUGCAAAUAUAAAAACACAACAUUUUUUCCAAAAGACAUGAAAAUGAAGAAACAUCUUCACCAAGUUGACGAAAUGUGCAUCAUUUAGAAAAUGAUCACCAACUGGUAUUUUUUAUAUUUGCAUCACUUCUGAAUAUAAGCUUGUUUCUCCUAUUCUAAAUGUUUUUGGCCGUUUGCACCUGUCGGCCUCCGUACUUUCCCGCCAUAAAUAUAUCAAAUGUAAACAAUUAUUGAAAUGGUCCGGGUGUCAUACUGAAAUGUGGUCAAAUAAAAACUGGGAAGUCAAGAGUUGUAGCACAUACAGAAAAACAUCUACAUGUUCCUGCAAUUUCCCUCCGGGCAACAAAAUCCUGAAGCUAUGAUUGGAUGUGUCUGGCUGCAGUGUUAUCUGGGAAUUGUAGUUGACUUCUCCCCUAAAUGUUGAACCUUCUGAUUUUCUUUUCUAAAGAAACAAAUGUCCUCCAGCUGUGUUUGAAACCAGGAAUGUGAAAAUGUUACUGCAGUUAUCCUGAAGUAUGAGCUAUUGAAUUCCACCUGUAAACAUUUCAACAUGAUAGGAUUUUUCCAACAAAAUCUCCCCAAAUCAAACCUUGGAGUCUAAA